AUGACCAACAAAGAAGAGCCAAAGGCGCCUGACGGCUCCAGCUUUGACUUGGGCGCCAUCAGAGACAUCAUCGAGAAUGACUCGUACCUCAAGGGUGUCAAGAACACCGAUGUGGACUGGUUCCUCAGAGAGUCCACCGUGACCAUGCCCCUGUCAGACAGCCUCGCCAGUAUCAGCGAGAAGCCCAAGGCCAAGCCUGUGCACAACUCGAACUCGUUGGUGUCCACCACCCACUUGAACACGGGAAUCUCCAACUCCAACGAACACAACAUCUCCAAGUCAAAACCGUCAGAGCCCACAGUUCUCUCCGAAAACAUUGCGUCGUCUCCACCCGCUACCCCGGUGGAAACUGUCGGCUCCGAGUUCUCCAGAAGAAGAAAAAGCAGUGUGUCCAGUAUGGGCAGUGCUGGCAGCACAGGAGGCUUUUUCUCGAAGUUGAAGGGCAAGCUUGGCCACAAGCCUGAACCCAUACCAAAGCAAUCUUUAUUCAAGGACAACUAUGACAUAUCAUCAAAUGGUCCCGCUUCCACGGGUACAAACCGAACCAGUUACGAUCAAGAAUCGCAGGCUCCCAAUCUACAGACCACCUUGCACAGAACCAUGUCCACACCCAACUCCGCGAGAGACUGUGCCGAUCCAAGGUUGAACGACUACAUCAAGUUCUAUAAGCAACAACCAAUGAGAAGAAGAUCCUCUGUUUCUAGGGCUUCUUUGCAGGGAGAGCUUCCUAGUGCUUUGAUCAACGGAAUUGAAAACCCAACCUACAAUAAGCCAGCUUCCCCAGAACCAGCAGCCUCGAGCAAGUUCUCAUCCUUCUUAAGAAAGAGAUCGACAACUAUCUUCAAGGAAUUGAAACCAUUGAAAAGAGUCGCAUUUCAUUCGUCCACGUUCCUCAUAGAUCCACCCCAGCAAAUCCCUUCCAGAAACCCAAGAAAAGGGAAUGUGGAAGUAUUGCCUGGAGGAGUGAUCAAAGUUAACCCGUUAUCUGAGGAAGAUAAAUUGGCCAUUGAAAAAUCCCAAAUGGGUCAUGGGGGAGGAAUUGUUGUUGGUGGCUCUUACUCUUUGGGUUCCAAAGAAGUAGAUUCAAGUGUGAAAACUCAAACUCCUCAUCCGUCCACCACAGAGAACAACUCAGCCGAAGAUCCAGUUGUUGAUAAACAUGCAAAACUGUUGGGAAUCGAUAAACCAAUGAUUUCUCAUUCCAACCAUCAUUCCACCACUCAGGUAAAGAAAAUGGCCUUGGAUCUCAUGUACACAAGAUGCUGUCAUCUCAGAGAAAUCUUACCAAUUCCUGCGAUGCUCAAACAGAUUCCAAAGGGGUCGAUGGCACCAUUACCGAUCUUGCAAUUGAGAAACCCAACCCCAACCUUGGUUGAAAUCCAAACAUUUGCUGAUUUCAUCAGAAUCGCCCCAAUCAUAUGUGUGUCAUUAGAUGGAGUCAGUCUCACAUUCCAGAUGUUUAAAAUCGUGCUUUCGGCAAUGAGUGCCAAAACCCAGCUCCUUAAAUUGAGUUUGCGUAACACUCCAAUUGAUAAUGAUGGUUGGUCACUUUUGUGUUGGUUCCUAUCUCGUAAUAAGACGCUCGACAAAUUGGAUAUUACCCAAUGUCCUUCAUUAUCGGUUAAUGUUUUGAAAAAGAAGAAAAAGAAGGGUAAUGAAAAAACUGACGAAGAGCAAAGAAUGACUUGCAACAAGGACAACCGUUCCGAUAUGGAUUGGUCUUUGUUAGUCGCCACUUUGGUUGCCCGUGGGGGUAUAGGCGAAUUGAUUUUGACAGGUUGUUGUAUAAAUGAUCUUGAUGUGUUUGAGAAUUUGAUUAAGUUGGCAGUACUGAUCAAGACAAUUAGAUUAGGAUUGGCCUACAAUCAAUUGAACCCCAAGCACUUCAAAAUCGUGGUUCACAAUUGGUUGUUCGAGAAGUUUGCUGCUGGGUUGGAUUUGGGGUACAACGAUUUCCUGUCCAACUGCAUGAACAAGAUCUUGUUGGAUUAUUCUAAAACACCGACAUUUGAGGCCAAAUUAGCCAAGUCCUCACUUGCAUUUAUCAGUUUGAACUCAACAAACUUAUUGUUCACUGAUUCUUUCAAACAAGUCGUAGAAACAAUUUUCUUGAGACUACCAAACUUGAAGUAUCUAGACUUCUCCAACAACCAAAGAUUAUUUGGAACUUUAAACCAUAACUUAUCUAGUGAUGGAUCAACAACAACCACUUCCUCGUUAUCUUCGUCAUUGACUGACGCUGACUCGGACCCCUUAUCUGAAAAGAGUACAUCAAGAACUAACUCAGAUUCCCUUUCAGAAGAAUCCAUCACCGCGUAUUUCACAUCAAAAUUACCAAUGUUUCCAAAGCUUGUUAGAUUACAUCUCGAGAAUAAUAACUUUAGUGAUGACUCCAUAUCAUCCAUUGCAAAGGUUCUUCCGUUUUGCAAGUAUUUGGGGUACUUUUCUUUGUCAGGUAACAAAUUGGAUUACUCUUCAUUAUCUUCAUUAAUUCAAGCAAUUAAGAACUCCAAGAGUAUAAUAACACUUGACUGUGACUUGGAUGGAUUUCCUGAUUAUUUCAAGGAAAAGAUUGGUCUUUACACCAUGAGAAAUAUGGAGAAGUUAUUGUACAAGAAGGAGGAUUCUCUUGACGAGGCCGUAUUUGAUUCAGAGUCUCUUACGGAGCAAUUAAACAUUAUCUUGGAUAUGAAAUCGAAACAGAAAUUGGACUUGAAAUCUACGGAAGUGGUAACAUUCAUCAAUAGAGCCAAGAAUAUCAGAAAUGAACUCAAAGUUGCAAUUGAUGAACUAUUGAAACUUCAGUUGAAAAGUGAGCUUAAUUUGGAAGGAAAGGAGACCUUGAUUAAGUUUAUAUUCAUAGAUUCUUCCAUCGAGAAGGGUUUGCAAUUGAUAGAUAAUUCAUUAGUGGAAACCAAUUCUGAACUUAUACCUAGCGUCAUAGUUUCAGCAGAGGAUGAAAAGAACAAAUAUAGCUUGAUUCAAGAAAAGAACAAUCAAAUCACCGAGGCUGCCACGGGGUUGGACUUGCCCCAUAAUGGUGGGAUCCCAUCCAGUAUCUCGCCCUUGAACAUGUCCAGGUCAAACUCAAGAUCCAACUUGCAAUAUUUGAACAGAGAAGAGGGUUCUAUGUUGAAGUUAUCGAGGCUUCAUGAUUACCAUAUUCCCAAUUCUGAUUCUGCCGAUUUCUUCGAAUCGUUGGUCGGUUUAUCAGGAGAAGAAAUCAGAGAAAAAUUGAUGAGUGUUGAUUUCAGUGAUUUGGACAAGAUAAUAGAAUAUCUUGAGCAGUUAAAGACCAAAGGUAUAACUCUAGAAGCGGUUUUUAACCUGACGGAGCAACAGCAACAGGAACAAGAACAGGAUCCAUUUACUGACGGUACGAUUAACGAUGCUUACGAUCAGGUUUUGAAUAUCCUUGCCAAGAAG
Molecule: messenger RNA, 3426 nt
Organism: Suhomyces tanzawaensis NRRL Y-17324
Lineage: Eukaryota; Fungi; Ascomycota; Pichiomycetes; Serinales; Debaryomycetaceae
Gene: MHP1
Product: Mhp1p
Exons: 3
Source: RefSeq, a predicted model, not a curated record